AUGCCUGAGCCGGCAAAAUCUGCUCCAGCACCGAAGAAGAAAGCCGUCACCAAGACACAGAAGGGUGACAAAAAACAUAGAAAGUCUAGGAAGGAGAGCUACUCGAUCUACAUGUACAAGGUGCUGAAGCAGGUGCACCCCGACAUGGGCAUCUCGUCCAAGGCCAUGGGCAUCAUGAACUCGUUUGUCAACGACAUCUUCGAGCGCAUCGCCGGCGAGGCCUCUCGGCUGGCGCACUACAACAAGCGCUCCACCAUCACCUCGCGGGAGAUCCAGACGGCCGUGCGGCUCCUGCUGCCCAAGCACGCUGUCUCUGAGGGUACCAAGGCUGUCACCACGUACACCAGCUCCAAGUCAAAUGGAUUUAAACUUACAUCUAAAGACUCUUUUAAGAGCCACCUAUGUUUGCUUGAAAUAAACUGUAAUCACAAAUGA
Molecule: messenger RNA, 435 nt
Organism: Antrostomus carolinensis (chuck-will's-widow)
Lineage: Eukaryota; Metazoa; Chordata; Aves; Caprimulgiformes; Caprimulgidae
Product: histone H2B 5
Exons: 1
Coding region: 1-435 (144 amino acids)
Cellular component (GO): nucleosome
Molecular function (GO): protein heterodimerization activity; DNA binding; structural constituent of chromatin
Source: RefSeq, a predicted model, not a curated record